CUGAAAAUAACUCCUAGGUUUAGAUCUAGAUCUCGUCUAAUCUAGAUCUAGAUUUAGAUCGGAAUUAAACUAAUUUAAAAUGAAUCGUACUGUUAAUCUUGUCAGCGGUCAUCAAAUGCCUAUUAUUGGAUUUGGGACAUACAGAAUACAAGGUUAUGAUGUUCUGUAUACAGCACUUGACGCAGCUUUGGCAGCUGGAUACCGCUCAUUUGAUACUGCAUCAGUGUAUCGUAAUGAAACAGACAUAGGAAAGAUUUUUAAGGUGUUACUACCUAAAUAUAACCUACAACGUAAAGAUAUAUUCAUUACCAGCAAGCUAGGUCCAUCUGAGCAAGGCAAAGGAAAUGCCCUGUCAGCGUGUUUGGGUUCCCUGCAGCGACUGGACUGUGAAUACUUAGACCUGUACCUCAUCCAUUGGCCAGGAACUCACAAAUUUAAACCAGAGGAUGAAAGACAUAAAGAACUUAGACAGGAAAGCUGGCGUGAUAUGGAGGAGGCCCACAAACAAGGAAAAAUUAGGUCACUAGGAAUUUCUAACUAUUUACCAAAGCACAUAGAAGAGCUACUAUCACAUUGUAAUGUCAAACCAUCUGUACUUCAAACAGAAUAUCAUCCACAUCUGACUCAACUAGAUGUAAAGAAAGCUUGUGAUAAGUAUGGCAUCCAUCUCCAAGCUUAUUCUUCAUUAGGAACAUCCAACGCUGAAAAUAAAAUUUUAACAGACCCAACUGUUGUGGAAAUAGCUCAUCAGUUAAAGAAAUCAGUGGCUCAGGUACUUCUUAGAUGGGCUGUUCAACAAGGAAUAGGUGUUCUGCCCAAAUCUACCAAUCCCAAGCAUAUACAAGAAAAUAUGGACAUUUUUUCUUUCUCGUUGAGUGAGGAACAAAUGAAUAGAUUAAGUUCAUUGGACAACCAGACACACUACUGCUGGAAUCCUGCAGACAUAGCAUAAACUUGAAGAUAGUUUACAUUUUUAACUGUUGAAAGAUUAUUUAAUUGAUUUUUUUAGUCCAUAAGAUUUUUAGCAUAAUUGUUAUAAAACACUGUUAUUUAAAUGUCAUAUAUGUGUUUCCUUUCACCAAUUAUAUUUAAAGUAUUUAAAUAUAUGCACUGAUUUAUGUAUGUAUAUGUUAUAGCCAAAUCCCAAAAUCAGCCACAUUAAAAGCAGGCUGACCAAAUUGUGAAAUUGCUAGUAAAGUAAUAUCACCUCACAUUGACUGGCCAAUGGAUGAUCUUUUUUGGAAUUUGGCCAGCCAAUUUGCAAAAUGGUUAAGGGCCAUUGGCCAAAGUCAGAAUGAGAAAGGGUUGAGCAUAUUUUGGGUGUUUGUCUAGCUUUAUGUUGAUCACAAAAGGCCUCUAUUGAUUAUUAAUUAUACAAAAUUACAAUAUCACUAAAUUGUCAAUCAAUAAUCACAUGUUACAACAGAUGAACUUUUAUGACAUUUUGAGUUACACAACUGUUUGUUUCACCAUUUACAUCAGUUUGUUGCUCUCAUAGUUGUUCAUAGUGAUCUUUCUUCUGUGCCUAUGGAUGCAGAAUGGAAAACUCUCUUCCAGAAUACAAUGGUCUAUGAGCAUCAUGUUGUUUUUAGCUAGUAGAAAGCACCCUUGAUAAUCAUUACACAUGUAAUACCAUGACUUCUGUCAACAUAUUAUCUCCAACUUUCACUGGUUGGAAUGUUUUUUUUACAAAUGAAUUUUUUAGCAUCUUGGCACCUUGAGCUUGCUAACUAGCUUGAGCUGAAGACCUCUUGUUUCUGGUUUCUUUCUCAUUAUGAUAUGGCCUGCAAGUAAUUUUUACUCUGUACUCUUUAUGCAACUGGAUCCAAAGUAGUGGACUACACUCUUUUUCACACACUACACAGAACCUGUUUGCAUUUUAUUGUCAAGCCACUGGUCUGGACUAUAUGAUGGCUCAUAAAGACUUCAGAGCGUUAACGUGGUUCAAGAUGGUCUGCAAGUACAGAUGAUUUUACUGCAGCUUUCUUCAUCAUUGUGAAAUAUAUUGGGCGUAUUACAAUAUUUAGUAAUGACACACUGGGAAAAUUUGUAUUUAGAAAAAAUGAAAACUGCUUUCAUACUGCAGAAAGAACAAAAGUUUUUUGUUGUUUUUACUUCAACUGAAGCCCUUGAAACAAUUGACAUUCUAUGAAAAUUGUUGUUUUUUUUAAAAUUGCCAGUUGUCAGAAAAGAGAUGUGUGAACAGUACUGUGAUGUAGCCCAUAUAUUUAAAACAAAAAUCUUAAAGAAUUUAAUAAGCAGCUGCCAGUUUAAACAAGAUUAUUUUUUAAAGCAUAUUAACGGCUGGAAAAGUUUAAAUCACAGUGUUUAUUGUGGGUUGUGUCUCAUUACAAAACUCAGAAUAAAAUAAAAUCUGUAACUUUCCUGUAUCUCUGCAUACUGUGAUCUUAUUUAAUUUAUUGUGUAGAGCAUAGUGUGUUUUCAUACUGUUUCAGUUUUUUUAUGAACUUGAUGUAUGGUAUUCACUCUUAACACAUAAUUUAAUUUUGAAAGAGACCAAAAUAAAUUGAAAAAUGAAUUGCAAACUGUUAUUCUAUAAAGCAUAUUUAAAAUGUAAAUUAUUUUAUGUAGAUCUCUAAUAAAAUUUAAAAGAUAAAAUUAAAUAUGCCUACAGAAUGAAUUAAACAGAGACAUUAUUUCCCUUUUAUUUAUUUAUUCUUUUUAAUAUUACAUAAGUGAAAUUAAAAUUUAUUU
Molecule: messenger RNA, 2715 nt
Organism: Physella acuta
Lineage: Eukaryota; Metazoa; Mollusca; Gastropoda; Physidae
Product: glyoxal reductase
Source: RefSeq, a predicted model, not a curated record